This is a messenger RNA of Cornus florida, 1035 nucleotides long. RefSeq names its product putative F-box protein At1g47790. Gene Ontology annotation, molecular function: protein binding. Lineage: Eukaryota; Viridiplantae; Streptophyta; Magnoliopsida; Cornales; Cornaceae. The transcript has 2 exons. The record is from RefSeq and is a predicted model, not a curated record. Bases 1 to 1035 code for a protein of 344 amino acids.
AUGGGGAAAAGGCGAAAGGGUGAUGUGUUUUGCGAUGAGAUGUGGAAAAGGCAAAAGGUUGAUGUGGUGCUGUUAGUUACAAAAGAUCUUCUCUUCGAAAUACUCAUAUUGCUUUCUGUGAAAACUUUACUGAGAUUAAGGUGCGUUUCGAAGCUCUGGUGCUCCAUAAUUGACGAUCCACUUUUCGUUCAAAAACACCAUAUUCGAUCCCAUACUCGUCCCGGAGGUCUCAACCUCCUUCUUCAACUUGGGUCUAGUAAUCCAGAGGGAGGCCCGACCUCUUUCCUUCUACCACUACCCCGUACAGUGGAUUUGUAUAUUCCGUUUCAAUCCAUUAAUGGCUUGGUCUGUAUCAAUAACCGCAUAUACAAUCCUAGCACCAGACAAAUCAAAGCUCUUCCACCUAUAAGAACCAGUGUACCUUAUCGUGUUGAAAAAUACUUGUUAGGAUUGGACCCUUCCACCAAUAAAUACAAGGUUCUCGCCAUAUGCGGAUUUUUGCCUAAUCUUAUUAGUGAAGAUUCUCAAGUUGAGUUAAAGAUUGAGUUCAAGAUUCUGACGCUCGGCACUAACUUGUGGAGAGAGAUUGAUACUUUUGAGCUUCAAUUAGGCCUGCCCCGAAUUCUGAAUACGGAUUAUUCCAGGGCUUAUUGCAUUACUGAUGUUAUAUAUAUUAUAUCUAAGCAUGACUCGAAGGACAUGAUAAUAGCUUUCGAAGUAGGAUGCGAGAAGUUUCAGAUCAUUCGAUUUCCUGCUUUAAUAGAUCAUAAGAUGUCAGCAAUUUGGAUACUGGAAGACCACAAGAAGCAACUAUGGAAUAGGAAGAGCCUACUACUUCCAAGUCGUGGCGGUUUUAUACCGGAUGGUACCAUUUAUACGGGUGAUAUUGUAUUUCGAUCUCAAACAUCAAAAUUGUUUUAUUAUAAUGUGGAAAGGAAAACAUUGAGGAGUGCUCCGUAUUGGUCAACCUUACCCUGUGAUACAAGACGCAUCACCAAGCAUGUGGAGUGUUUAUAUCCGUUGAAAGAGAUGUAA